This is a messenger RNA of Amoebophrya sp. A120, 21234 nucleotides long. Lineage: Eukaryota; Dinophyceae; Syndiniales; Amoebophryaceae. The record is from the annotation of a GenBank genome assembly.
AGGGCUUCAAUACUACUCAAACUCAUCGAAACACAAGAUAAUGAAUUAGCACGACCCAUAGUUUUAUUCUAACCUCUGACAUCAAUCAUUCGCCCUCCCGUGUCAGCAUGGAUCUCACGAUAGUUCGUAAUUCAGUUUUGUUGUUUUGUACCCGCCCAGCAGGUAGUAAUUGCAGUACAGGUAUCAUCAUGUCUGUGAUCGUUAUCGUCACCAUGAACAACGUUUGACGUAGCAGAUUUUUUUGUUGUCCUUUUUUUCGGUGAGUGGCGCUGUAGUGAUUUGAAUCGGGACGCAGCUCCUGUGAUGCACAAGCAUCGCAAGUACUCUUCAUCUGAAUAUUUCGACAUUUGUAUAGUCGUCCUCACCUGAUUUUGCGUCUGUACCUCGGUUUUGAAUUGUGAAAAAUUUGACACGAAGUUAUAUGUUUGAAUCGUGUUUCGGCAUUUUCGCUUCAUUCUGAAAGCAUAGAACUCCGCAUGCGCUUUCGCUUUUAUUCCCUCUUUUUUACUUCGACAUUUAAUGCCUUGCUGCUUCACGCUUCACGACCUAGAGUUUUGAAAAGUAUGCCUAUCAGACAUCCGUAAAUAGUCAACAUUUGUACCAAAGAACUUUCAUAUAUUGAAGAUUCAUCCCACCUAUUUUUCAUUGUACCAACGUAUUUCACAAUUUCCUGUUUGGUUCGACGGACUGCGUGCGGCCGAAGAAAUAUGCUGCAAGCUACGUAAAAGUAUAACUUAUUUCUUUGAGUUGCACCCCAACCACUAAGAAGUAAGUUCGCUGCUUCCGUCGUUUGGCUGCUUGACCUCGACGAGGAUGCCGGAACUAGAACCCAUUUCCGCGAAUAAAACGUCAUCCGACCCCGCCGACAGCACUACCACCAAGAACAAAUCCGAUCGAAUAUGGGAGGAGCACGGGGACAAGGUGGUCAUCCAGGAGUUCCACAAAUUGAUGUUCCCAGACCCGGAGAAGCCGCUUUCCGAGUGCCUCCCCCGGAACAUCAGCGCGCGGUGCGCGGAGGUCUGGAACGGCCACCACGUCGCCUACAGGUGUCUGACCUGCGGGAUCUCCCCCUCCAGCUGUAUCUGCGUGGCCUGCUUCAACGCAGGCGAGCACGAAGGGCACGACUACUUCAUUUACCGAAGCGAUUACGGGGGUUGCUGCGACUGCGGAGACGCCGAUGCCUGGGACGUGUGCGGGUUCUGCCGCUAUCACCGGUAUUCGUAAAAACAUCUUGUUUCUCUUUCGAUCUUUCGUCGGUGGUUCAGUAUUUGAGUAAGUAGCCUGCCUGUCUUCAACAUUUGACGGGGCCUCCGCUCCUGGAACUUUGUUUGUGGUCUCAAAGCAUAUUACGAGUACCACCGGCAGGAGCGACGCUGACUAAGUAAAAACGCCACAGCUGCUGCUAGAGCUACCUAAGCUACCGCAGGAGGUCUAGUACUACUUCUUGAUAAAGCUAGAAGCCCACCGGCCGCGCCAAAAUCUUGGUCGUCCUCACACACUGUGAUUGAAACAGCAUCCAAAAAAAUCCACUCAUCACCAAAAAACCAUCAGACGCCAUUGUGAUUGAUUCCAAAACCUUCACGACCUCUGAAGAUCAUAAUGAUGAAUAAAAUCCAAAUUCCUGAUUAUCAGCAUGGCGUACGAGGCGAACAAGCGGAACCCGUGCACGAAUCUGCCCCCGAAGAUCAAGAACACCCUCCGCAACAUCCUCCCCAUUCAGCUCCGCCGGCUGUGUCACCACCUGCAGGAGUGGACCAUGAGCAGCAAUAACUCCACGGGGAACAUCCACUCCAGUACUGAAAUCCCCUCCGAAUGUAGCGAGCACAUCAAAUUUCUCCUGAAACUCGCGGGCGCCCACGACGGCCUGCGGCACAUCAUCUCCGAGGCCUUUGCGAAACAGGAGUUCUAUGCUGUGCAAAAGUAUCGUACUCGUAUAAAUGCAGGUCUUGCAUUACAAAUUUUUUUGUCAAGGCAAAUCAGCAUUACAAAUUUUAUUUCUCAUGCUGAGAAAAUUUGUAAUGCAUUUAUACGAGUACGAUACUUUUGCACAGGAUAAGUUCAACGGAAAAUCGAUUCUGGAAUUCGCGUUGCAGGUAUCAAGUGCAAAAAUGUCUGGGUCUGGAAGAAUUCAUGUUUGUCAUGCUUGUCGGGCAUGACAGACUCUUAAAUCUGUCAUGCACGUUACCCAAGAGCAGCUCCGUUUUUCUGUGAUGCAGAAGCGCAGUUUGUCAUGCAGAAAAGGCAACACCUAGGAGCUCAGAAAGUUGUCAUGCUGAGCCAGCACUUGUAGCCUCAUCAUGAGACGCCACCCAGCAUCACAAGUUUCCAGACCCAGCCAGUUUUACUUUUGAUAGCAGGUCGGGUCGAACCACUUGGCGAAGGAAACCGACUUGACAAACCUGUUUCUCUAUCGUAUUUAAAAACAUCCCCACCCCAUAGUUGUAAUGCAAAUCUGCAUGCUAAGAAUGUUUCUCAUGCGGAGCCCCAUGAGAAGCAUUUUCUACUCGCAAUUUGAAAUUUGUCAUGCUCCAAUCAGCACAGUAUACUGGAUGCGUGAUGCUGCUGAACUACCCCAAACAGCAAUACGCUACGAGUCCAAACUUGUCAUGCAAAAGAGCCAAACCCUGUGGAUUUGUCUAGCCGAUUCCCCAUGUUGUUGACGAUGGGGUGGAGACUCGUUUUUACAUAGGAUAUUCUCGACCUCAUGUUCGAUGCGAACUUCAAGAGAACGUUUGCGCGGAUUUUCCUCAAACUCUACCCGGACUUGAUACUGUAUGAAAGCGUCAGGUUUGAACAAAUCGACAAAGUUGAAAUAACUUGUAAUGCAUAAAAUGGAUGCCAGUUGUGACCCAGUUUCUAAGUGGCGCAUGACAAAUUUGGGUAGAACCGAAAUCCAGUUUGUCAUGCUCUUUGGGUAAGGGAGACGCCUUUUGUCAUGCUACUUUAGCAGCUCUGUUUCUACCCCUCAACAGGCUUACGAUCUGCCUCCCUUACCUACUCUGCAAGACAGGCACUUUGUGGGUUGCAUUUUAUGCAUCGCAAACUAUUUCAACUUUGACGAUUUCAAUCCUGACACUCCCAUAUUUUGAAUCGGAGCGAGGUGCUGAGCUCCUUGGUGGACGAAAACGGGGAGGACGCAGAAAAUAUCCACGUUGGGGCUGACCCGACAAGUUUGGAUAGGGUCACGGUAUUCUUUAUGAUUUUUUUAGAAUCGAGGAAGAAAAAAAAACUUACCGCUCUGCAGCAGAGGCUGUAGUGGUGCGUAAGCGUACUAAUGCCCAUCAGCACGAGUCGUCUUGUCAACUACAUGCAAUUCUGUGCAUCUGAAGCUGAAAAAAUGGAAAACACUCUGACUUUUGCACCCACCUAUCUCAGGUCCAACUCUUUUCCAUUCGAGCCAUCACUCUCGAACUUUUGGAAGACCCGGAUGUGGAGCUCCUUGACACGUAUGCAAUGCAAAUAUGUCUGGGUCUCCCGGGACGUCGAGGAUGCAGUUUGUCAUGCGAAGUCUCCAACACAUGCAUGAGCACAACAGCCCUUGCACUGUUCCCCGCCCAGACCCAGACACUACAUUUGCAAUCCAUAACACGUUGCUCCGCACGACGAAGGACUUGCUCCUUCUCGCCUGCGACCAGAAGUCGAAAGUGAAAUACCUUGUGAACAACCACUCCAUUCUUACCAAGCGGUCCUACUUUCAGUGCACCCAUGACCUCCGGUUUGUUUUGGAUCAUCAAGAAGUGGUCGAUGAGCUCUUUGCCCGGAUGACAUUCCGGAACUGCUUGUGGCAGGGCUGGUUGGAGAUCUGGAAAAUCAUCCAGUGCGCCAACCCGCACGUGAGAAUCCCGGAGGACGCCGACCACGUGGCGCACGAGAACACGCGGUGGGGCAACAGUUUGGUCUUCGAGUCCGACAUCCACUCCGCGUCGUCUUCCAUGAUCGUCACGCUGGAAAACCGGGUCCGCGCUAUUGACACGGUUCACUGGGCCUUGAUCCCGCUGUGCAAAGCGUUGCGCGAGUGGAUCUCGACGGUGCGGUCCGCCGAGCAAAACUGGUACAUUGCCCUCUGCAAACCGGACCCGAGUUUGAACGAACGCAUCGCAAAAUUCACGCCGGAGGAAGAGGAAAUCGGUCUGGUUGGGUGUGACUACGUCGUGUCCAAGCAGCCGGUCAGCUUUCACAUCCCCAUGCACCGGAUUUUCGCGUCUCUAAUGCAUUGCGUCUGCUCCGUACGAGAUUUUCGCACAACUCCCCCUCGACGUUGCUCUCAUUUGAAGGGCGCGGACAGUGUGCUGGCACGAACAGUGUCAGACAUGUUGCUCUCGCAACAUGACACGUGCUGUAGUUCGCUUUCUGCUACUUCGGAAUAAAAUUGAUGUCAUGCAAGCAUGCAAAAUACCAAAUGCAAAUCCGAUUUCUUACUUCUAUGCAUGACAACAAAUGAAGGAGCAGACGGGUGGCAGUUGUGUCCUUUCAUACCCUAGCCCGAAUGAGACGGCCUUGAUUAAGGAGAAGGACAGCAAAGCAGCCUGGGCGACGGGCGAUAGGGCGACCGGGAUGGGGAACUUGAUGUUCGGCACGUCAGCGAAUAAUAGUUCUUCGUCGAGCUCCGCGGCCGGCGAUAUGAACGAAGCGGAGUUGCUUUGCGAACCAGCGGGAGCGCCCAUGGACUCCACGCCGGUGAUAGAUCGGCGCAACGAGGACGACCAAAACUCGGCGCUGAACAGCAGCAAAGACGUGGACAUGCUGAACGACAACGAAAAUAAUAACAACGACACUGGCGUGACGACUCCCGUGAAGAAGAAGUCCACGUCGUUGAUUAUCGACACCAACAUGUCGCCGCCACCUGCGAACGAAUCCAGGGAGUCCGCGUCCAAACUGUUCGCCCAGAUUGUGAACAGUCCGAAGAAGACCCCGGCGGAAAAGAAGAAGCCGAAAACGCACUUCACGAGCAUCGACGGCAGCACGCACGUGUCGAGCUACUUGGCGAGGCUGGAACGGGACAAAGCGCGCGACAUGGCAACAACUUCACUUUAUCAUGGAGGUGGAAUUCAUACCAGUGGUUUUGGCGCCACAAAUUUGUUCGGCGGGGGUUUUGGAAACAGUAGUAGUUCUUCCUCGGCAACGCUGAACCACCUGGAAUUGCUCAACACGCACAUCUUCGACCCGUUUAAGGAUAGUUUCCAACUUUUCAAAAACACAGAGUCGCUUUUCAAAACGGUUUUGCAGACGGACGAAAACGACGAACUAAACAUCGUCGACCUGCUGCACAUUAUGGAGCACCCCCUCCGCUGCCUCGUGUUCCACGCCCAGUGCUACGGGUUCUCCUCCCUCUGGCUCCGGAACGGGGACUCCGUCGCGUACGAGGCCUGCUUCUACAAGAAAAACUACUGGCACAGUCUGUUUGUCGACCCCGAUUUAACCCUGAUCCGUUUGGUAAUGCUCGCUUUGUCAGAAAUAUCCAAGAAAAAAACAUUGUAGGUGUAACUUUCGUGGAGGAUUAGCAUGACAAAUAUCUCUCGCAUGAAAGCAAAAACCUGUCAUGCGCAGAUAGUACGGGAAAACGCCGCUGAAUGGGCUCUACGAUGCAUGCCAAGCAUGACAGACGCAAUCAUCUUGCAUGUUGCGCAUCACAAAUUUACACUAACACCGUUUUUUUCUUGGAUGAGAAACGAACCACUUGUCCGCGUUCGUCGCGACCGUGUUGCAGCGGUUCGAAGCGUAUCCUGUGCAAAAGUAUCGCACUCGUAGUAAUCGCAGUCAUGCACUACAAAUCUUCUUCUUAAGGCAAAUCCGCAUUUACAAAUUCCAUUUCUAUACGCUAAGGAAAUUUGUAUUGCGGUUUAUACUAGUACGAUACUUUUGCAAUGCAUAAAGCGGGGCCGCGACUGGUCGGACACAGUGUCGAAACCAUGCUGUUGACGUUGUGUCAGUGUCUGGCGAUCGAACCCUACACCUUCCGGGCAAACGACGUGGAGCGGAUCACGGAGUAUCACUGCAUCCACGUACUCGCGAAGGGACCCUGCACGCACAGCGAGCUGACGGACACGAUCAUGAUAUCAAAUGCAAAAAUGUCUUGGUCUGGAAGAAGACAAACUUGUGAUGCGCAUUGCAGCACACAGAAAAAUCUCUCAUGCAUAGGUACCGAAAGCUGCCCACUUUCUGUCACCAAGAUGGGUGAUUUGUCAUGCGGAUUCGGCAUUGUGGAAGCUUCUCGAAACCUGUGACGCUAGAGCUUCCAUGCCAGACCUCCUGCGUCAUGCAAAAACAGCAUGCCUCGUCCAGACCCAGACAUUUUUACAUUUGAUACAUGAAGUCGCACGACAACAGCGACUUUCUGGAUGGGAUUUUGUCCGACAUUGCGGACUUCCAGGAACCGGACGCGUAUUUCUAGUUUGAUGGUUUGGCACUGCUUGCAAAUUAAGAUAAGUGAUUGUUUGUGUUUCAUCCCUAAAGCUAAACAUCAGCUUGAUGAAACAAAGGCGCAGAAGAAGUAGAUGCUGUGUUGUAAAAAAGAAGAACACGCAUGAUCAAAAUCUCACAGCGCCACCCAGUCGGGUCACCGCACUCCGGGGAAGUACAUUCUGAAGCAAGCUUAUGGGAGUGUCAGAGUUGAAAUCGACAAAGUUGAAAUAAUUUGUCAUGCAUAAAAUGCAUGGCCCGAGGUAUGUGCGUUGCAGAGCAGGCAAGUGAGGCCGAUUGUAAGCCUGUUAGGGGUUACAGCUCGAGCUGCUAAAGUAGCAUGAGAAAAUCACUCUUCUUUGCCUAAGCGGCAUGACAAACUGGAUUUAGGGCCCACCGAAAUUUGUCAUGCGCCACUUAGAGACUGGGUUCCAACUGGCAUCCAUCUUAUGCAUGACAAAUUAUUUCAACUUUGUCGAUUUCAACUCUGACACAUCCAUAAAGCUUUGUGGCGGUAUGUCGACCCGCUGUUUCUCCUUUACUCGUGGAAGGAACAGCACGACGUGGAGGAACGAAAACUGGAGUAUGCAUUGCAAAUAUGUCUGGGUCUGGAAACUUGUAAUGCUAAAAAUGAAUGAUAGACGCACUGCAGUACGCAGCUAUGCAUGGCAAAUUUUUUGGCUGCCAUGUCUUACGUAUUUCGCAUGGCAAACUGCGCUUUUGCAUGACAGGUAAGAGGGCUUUUUCGUACCUAUGCAACACAGAUUCUCGUGUCAUGCCACACUAGCAUGACAAAUCUCGCAAUCUCCCAGACCCAGACACUUUUACAUUUGAUAUGGAGAAACUUGGCGCAAAACUGAGCAACAGCUUUGUCCCUAAUCGGCACUGGAAGGACAUCGAGUCCUUCGUCGUUCCCUGCUACCGGAAGGGGCUGCAACUAAUCGCGCGAGAACCGGCUUUUAUUUCUGUGCCGAUUGUUUCGUUACUCCAAACCGCGUUUCUCCCGCUGGAAAUGGUGAACCACCGGGGGCUGCAGCUGACGUUGCUGCUGCUGCAGCGGCUGUUGGUCUUGGUGAACUUUGAGGAGCAGAAGGAGAAAAUGCUAGAGGAUAAUGUGCGGAACAGCUCGACGUCUUCUAGUACAACUGGGAACAACGGCAACAAAAUCAUCAUCCAGGUGUCAGUCGUUCAGGCGGGCAAUGUGUUUGCGCUCGCAAAGGAGCUUGCAGACAAGGUCGACCCCCGGUUGUCGAUGGUUGACGUAGCGAAGGAUGUGGUAGUGGAGGUGGAUUGCUGCGAGGUGUCCAGUAACUGCCUGGCACGGCAGAUGAUGCGGAUCCACGAGCAGAGUGGUGAUAGUUUGCUCUCCCGCCCGGGAACCUCGCAGUCAAGCAGAAACACAGGGAAUAGUAAUGGAACAGGGGAUCAACAGCAACAGCAGCCCCCCGCCCAGUCUCUCUCCCCCUCCUCCCCGUCCCGACGGCAGACCGCGAGACGGCAGAGCUUCGGGCUGCUGGGGUACCACGGGCUGAAGCCGCAGCUGGCGCCGUUAACGUUGGACAACAACCCCUUGUCUUCCGCCGCGGUGGUGCACCAAAGCAGCCUGAACAUCGGCACAAAUUCCAGCACAAACAGCAGCUCGAAUUCGAGUCCCAACAACAGUCGCAGACCGAGUCUGACGAACAAUGGUAACACUAACAGCGGAACUACAAAUGCUCCUGGUGCAGCAACAUCAGCAACUUCAGAGGGAAAAAAUGUUUUGAAUGCAACGACGAAUGCUCUUGCAGGAGGAGCAAGUUCUGGCGCAACAUCCUCCUCCUCGCGAAUCUUGAACGGCAGGUCCGUGAACUUGACCAGAAUCUCUCCAGAAAAUAAUGACCAUCAGGAGCUAGGUGGAGAGCUAGAACAAGCAAUGGAACCAGAAGCGAUGAAUGUCGACCAGCAAGGAGCUUCUUCUACGGCCGUCGCACUGAAACAACUAGACCAAUCUUCUUCCGUCGUGCAAUUUUCCCUGCUGCAGUGCUUCGAGGCGAUUUUGAAAGAGCCCAGUUGCAAACAGCACGUGCAUGUGGUGAACCAAAACCUGAACCUUUUGCAACUGUACGGGGUUGGCAAGGAACAACCUGCUCCGAGUUGUGCUGCGAUGAAACAAUCCUCUGGUACUAGUACCAGCGUCGUUCUCGAAAACAACAGCGCUGACAACAAGCCCCUCCCGAUGCAGGCCAUGCGUUCGGGCGCGACAGAAAGCACAACCGCUUCUGUGAAUUUUGGCAGUAUGGCGCUUUCGUCCACGAAUUCCAUCGGGUUUUUGGCGCAGCUGGACCAAGCAGAGGCGGGAGCAGGCGGCAGUUGUACUAGCUUGUCAGCUGGUGUCGCAGCACCAGGUGGUGCAUUGUUCCAACAAGGCGGUGCAGCUCCUGCGACGUCCAGUUCUUCAUACACCGCCUUCCAACAACACAACGAGGACGCCCCGAUGCCACAGGCGACACAGGAGGAGCCGGUGGUCGAGGAAAAAACCGAGGCGGAGAAGAAAAAGGAAGAGAGGAAGAGGAAACAGGCGGCGAUGCUGAAAAAAUUCAACAAGAAACAGAAAACGUUUCUCGAAGAUGCGGCGAAGAACAGCUCACCGGUCAAGAAAGCCGCGUCUGUCAACAACUCCCAGAACGCCACACCAACGCUGAACAACACUGGAACAAGUGCUGUUGCAUCAAAUAAUGGCGCCCCCGCGGCGGUGAUGUCUUCUGCGCAAAGAGAGCUGCAGCUCUUACAACAAGACCAAGAGCCGGGCUCCAGUAAGAAAGCUAUUUCUACUUCCAAAGUGGACCUGAUUUGCCAGGAAAUCGGGGAGCCUGACGUUCAGGAAGCAGAGUGCGUGAUCUGCUUUUGCCAGCAACCCGGGGAGAAAACGGGGCAAAACCCGUUGGGGCGGAUGGCGCACUUGCAAAAAACCUGUGUCUCGAACGUACCCAGGUUAAAGAAACUAGCGGUUUCUGAGUCCCAAAACAGUCCGACGAAAACCGGAAUGAACAAUAAUUCAUCGAACAGUCAAGUCAGGAAGAGAAAGCGGCUGUCGCCGCAGAAAUCCUGCCCGGUGGACCCGCAGAGUGCUGCAAUGUUUAACAGUGGAGCAGGUGGUGUGUCAAGUACAACUAGUAGGGGGCUGUUCGUCGGUCAGCAAGUAGCCUCCUCAUCGAGCAGUACUAGCAAGAAUCUUGACGGCGAUGUGACGAUGGGCGGAACUACAACAUCGAACGCAACGACGAUACCGCAGAAUCAAGCCGCGCAACAACAGGGUUCUUUAUUCCAAUUGCAAAACGUGAGUGGUUCCUCGUCUUCCUCCUCCUCCAAGGAGAAAACGACCGCCGGCAGCACAGGAGGAGCAAAUCAAUUUUCAUCCGCGGCCCCGAUGAGCAACAAUCAGCUGUCCAGGUGGAAUUCCGUCCCCGCGGCACCAACCGGCCAGCUGUUCCCACAGCCGGGGAGCGCGGCGUCUUCUCCGGAGAAAGACAGUAACUACGCGGAGAAUAAUUUGCACGCGAAUUCUCUAUCAAACCCAAAUAUGUCUGGGUCUGGACAAGAUUUGUCAUGCUAGUCUGGCAUGACUCUCAACUCUGUAUUGCGUGCCCGCAAAGAGCUCCUCUUACCUGUCAUGCAAAAACGCAGUUUCUCAUGCGGAGUGCGCAACUCUGAACCGAGGAAAAACUUGUCAUGCUGGGCAGCGCAUUGAUUACAGUGUGCUCACUAUUUUUCCCUUCCUUGCGUCACAACUUUCCAGACCCAGACACUUUUGCAGUUGAUAUUCCCCGGUGGACAGCAAUUCUAGUUCUGAGGAGUCAAGCGCGUAUGAGCAGGGCUUGGAGGACCCGAACUUGAAGAGGAAGUUAUUGAACGCAAAUAACUCGAAAGCGCUGGAGCUGAUCGAGCAGCUCCAACCCGAUCCAACAGCCGCGGGAUUGUACAUGUGGUCCUGCAGUCACAAGAUCCACUUUGAUUGCUGGCGUCGGUUGCGGCACGGCACCAUGCACGGCAGCCGGGACAACCAUUGCCCGUAUUGCAACCAUCCGGUGCACAUCUUCAUCCCGUGCGAGUUUGCGUUACCCCAAACUUUAAAAAAGAUCGAGGAGGUCAACAAUGGUGGUGCGGUUUCGUCCGAUCAAGACGCCGACGGGGACGCAAGUAUGGGCGUUGUGGACAAUGAAAAUAACGAACAAAGAAUUGACCAGCAACAACAGCAGCAGCAGCUACAGGUUGUAUCAAACAAACCCACAGACGCACUCGAAAUAAUGCACGAUCUAAUGGAUCCGAAUAGCCAACUGAAUUCUGGAGGUCGAGUGCGAAAAAGCAUCGGGGACAGCGGCGAAGUACCAUCAUCAUCUUCAAAAGUAGGAGCAAAUAUCAACUCCAGUUCUUUGAGCGAAAAUGAAGCGCAAAUCGCUUUGGCAGGAACUCGUGCAGCUGGUGGAGCAGCUUCAAAUGUGGAUCCGACUGGUACACAAAUAGUAGUUGCGACCAGGAAAAAUACCGCCUCCACCCCUUUCGCGGAGCUGCAGCACCUCGAAAACUGGGACCAAUUUUUCAAAUCCUCCGUCGGGUACCAGCAACUGGCUUUAGCCAUGAUGGCGAGCAGGAACGUUUCCUGGUCGCUCAAAUGCCGUGCCGCGAGCACCAGUCCAUUCUACUCUUUUCUCGACUGGGUACAGAACGAGAGACAAAACAUCCGCGCACAGUACUGCUUGAUCCCGCCCUCGAAAGGGGACUACAGCGGUAACAGCAACGCCAACCUGUUGACGCAAAACAUGUCUGUAGCAGAACGGAGACGGAUGCUGAACGGGCUGUUGCCGACCGUUCCGGGAUAUCAAAUGCAAAUAUGUCUGGGUCUGGAAGCUUGCAACUUGUCAUGCUGUUUUUGGAGUCUAAAAAAAUUUGUGUUGCAUGACCAGCAAGAGCAGGGGUCCAGAUUGUGCUACACGGACAGGGCAUUUCUCAUGCGGAAGGCGCAUCCGGAAGCCCUCUAAAAGAAAAAGUCUGUGAUGCUAGGUCAUGCACUACAGGCAUCAUGGGUCAUGAAAAAUAUGCAUGACAAAUCUUGCAUUCUUCCCGACCCAGACACUUUUGCAGCUGAUACGGGAGGGACAGCUGCCGCGAACGUGGCCGGGGUGGCAACCGGCCUAUUCAACCGAUUUCUCCUGCAGCAGCAGCAGAAUAACGCCACUGCGCCUGCUGUAGUACCGGUAGGAACGACAGCGACUACUGGUGGCGGUGUAGCGACAACGGCAGCGGGAACAACGGGAACGACCACUACUGGAGGUGGAAUGACGAUCAAUCCCGUGCAGUUGACCAACCUCUUCACGCAAGUGACCAAUGCCUACGAGGCUGCAAAUAUAAACGACGCAACAGGGAAUAAUGUGGAUGAAAUAGUUGCACAGGAUACAACAACAAAUACGCAAGUAGAACAUCAACGCGCUGACACGACCACAACCAGGGCUGCAAACACGACGGCGGGAGCUGCAGUGGUGGAACUCUCUCGGGAGCAGCGGCUGCGCAUCACUGCGGAGAACAACGCCACUUUCCUGACUGCCGCGCAGGACAUCCAGCGCCGCUUGCAGCAGGCAGUGGCGCAGCACGGGAACGAUCCGGCGAAUACCGUGGAGAUCUUAAAUUUGUACGCGCAAUUCCUCACGCAGGUACAGGCUCUGCAGCAGAACGUGAACUCAAUCAACACGCGGCAACUCCAAGUCACUAUAACUACGAACAACGCCGCAACUGAUAAUCGAGGAACAGGAAGUGCGGCAGGGACCAGUUUGAAUGCUGCUCCUGGGGUGGACCAGCAACAGCAGCAAACCGGGCCACAGUCGCUGCAACAAAUUUUGGCCUCUGCGACCGCGAGUGCGCAGGCGCUGAAUAACAUGAUACAGACGGGAACUAGAAGUAGUGGGGCAUCAAGUAGUAGUACGGGAGGAGUUGUAUUUAGCAGUACAACAGCAUCCAUCAAUGCGGCCACUGGCUCUACUGCCUCGGCAUCCAGCUCAUCCGCUCCAUCAGGAAUUCUGACAGCAGCAGGCACAAACGGCGCGUCCUCCUCCUCGACAGGACAGCAGGACCAGCAAGCUCCGAUCCCCGUCGCGCCGCGAGUCUUUGUCUCGUCCGGCGGCGCAGCAUCAUCAUCAAAUACCGCAGCUGCUGCUUCUUCCAGCAGUUAUGAAGAUGCGGACGAUCUUAGUUUCCAAGUGCCACCAGCAGUAGUUGCAGAGCAGCAGCGAAUGGCGGGGUAUAAUACGACUUCCGACCAACAGCAGACGGGCACGGCUAGUGUGUCAAGCAGUUCGGGCGAGCAGCAGUUAUGCACUGCCACGCCCGUGAUCCCGCCAUCUUUAAAAAUGUCUCAGAAAUGGCCUCGGGAAUGUAAGGCGGAGGCAAUUCCCACAACGCCGGCGCCCCUCAUUGUGGUUGCAGGGAAGAGGGGCACACAAGGCGUCGAGCCGGGCCAUCGCAAAGCAGCUUCCUCGAGACGCGGCGCCCGCUGCCGUAUUUGGCGCAGUUUUGUGGCGCGCAAUGCGGGCCGCGGCUGGCGUUGACGUUCGGGCGCCGCCCGUUUGCCCCUUAUCCCUUUGCCGGCCUCCCCUUGCACAUAUGGACGCGAAGUGCCGCAGCGCCACACUUGUGUCGGGCCUAUCUGUGCCCGCUUUCGUUUUGUCGCAGGCGCGCCGGCGUCUUGUCCGCAGCCCGGUUCGAAGCAUUGCAGGCGCCCCGUCUGCCCCUGCAUUUCCGCCGCCCCGGCGGAUCAGUGCCUGCUCUGACAGGUUGGGACCUUCAGCGGGGCUGCCUCUGUAAGAAGGCAGUGUGCUGGCCUUGCCGCUGUUCCUUUCUUUGUUUCUGUGGCAGCCAGGCACGGGCCCGGCCUUGCUUUCUGCGCGGCGGACUGCUAUUCUGGCCCUCCUCCCUUGUGGGCGGCAGGCACGGCCGGCCUCACCCGGGAGGGCAAGCAACCAACUGCCGGCCUCCCAUUGAUUGGUUGGCCGCCUGCCGGCGCCGCUUGGCCACAGCCGGGCGCCUCGUCAGCCCAUUGUCGUGGCGCAUUGCUUUCGCACGCGCAGGCGCGCCCCUUGGCGCGAGGGGGAUGCUGCCCUGCUUCUCUAGAUCACAGGGCCACCGUGUCACGCGCGUGACACGGGCGGACCCGGCUACGUUCUUUCUCGUCUCUUGCUGGUCUUGGGUGGUUUGGUGGCAAGCAGAAUUGCUUCAGUCAGUUUCCCUUCACUUCUACCGCCAAAGCCCAGGGGACUGCCGCGUGUGUGUGUCUAUGAUUGGCAUCCAAGGCAGUCUUGGACCUGGGGCGAAGGCCUGCCUCAGCCCGCGAGCCCUUCCUGGCUUCUGCCAGCCGGACCGGCCGCCGGCCGACAGCCAGGCAGGCGCCCCCGCGCGGGCCGUGUUGGCUUUGCUUGGAUGCAAGUGCCGGCGAAGGCGUUGCAGCGGCUUCUAGGCAAAGCCGAAACGUAUGAAGUUAAUGGGGCUGCUGAACUCACUGGCGCAGCCACUGGCGCCAUGUGUGGCGCCGCUCCUCUCCCUCGGCACGACUUAGGCACUCCUUCACCAACGAGAGCGGCGGCCAGCAGCCGGAUGAAGCAGCAGCCGCCGGAGUUCGCGAGCGCGGCCCCAAGACCCAGAGUCCGACGAUGAUGAGCGCUGAGGAGCUUCAGCGCCCCGAUUACAGCUGGCCCUUUGUGGAUAUUGCGUAGAACAAAACUCUAUUUGGCUUGUGGAGGCCACACGUUGUAAGCUAUUUGGCUUGUGGAGGCCACAUGUUGUGAAUCAGAAUCAGAAACGUCGCGAAUGAGAAUCAGAAUCAUGGUGAAUCUGAAUCGGGCUACGGUAGUAAAAAGACCGCGAAUGAAGCGAAAAAAAUUGAAAGGACCGGGCCAAGAAAGUAGGCAAAAAAAAAGGCCAAAGCGAAGCCACACGCGCUGCCGGGUGCCGCAUUUCUGUAAAGGGAGGAAAAAUGCCGAGGCCUUCGCAUUUUUUUCUUUGGGGAAAAAACCUGAGAGCGUUUGCAUUUUUUUCCUUCAGGGAAAAACCUAAAAAAGUUCGCGCGAUUUUCUAUAACAAAAAAACCAAAAAAGCUGCGCGCGAUUUUCUACUACAAAAAAACCAAAAAAGGUGCGCGCGAUUUUCUUUUACAAAAAAACCCAAAAAAGUUGCGCGGGAAUCCCCCCUCGAAAAAAACCAAAACCGAAGACGGGCCAUUUUUCCUGCCUUUCCCCGAUGGUAUGAGGCCGAUCAGGCCGGCGAUUUUUCACAUUUCUGGCCUUUAGAAAAUCGCGCGCACCUUUUUGGGUUUUUUUGUAAUAGAAAAUCGCGCGCAACUUUUUUGGUUUUUUUGUAGUAGAAAAUCGCGCGCAGCUUUUUUGGUUUUUUUGUUAUAGAAAAUCGCGCGAACUUUUUUAGGUUUUUCCCUGAAGGAAAAAAAUGCAAACGCUUUCAGGUUUUUUCCUGAAGGAGAAAAAUGCAACAGCCGCGACAUUUUUUCCCCAAUAGCUGAAAUGGCGCCACGAUUUUCCGCGUUUCGGCUUUUUCUGGUGUUGCUUUUUCGCGGGUUUCGCAGUGCCCUUGCUGGUUUUUUUUUUGCUUUUCAGGAUGCCCCUCAUUCGUCUUAUAUAUUCGGCAAGAAUUGCCGCGCGGAUCAAGUUCAUAACGAUCGCCACAGCGACCCGAGAGUGAGGGAACCGAUGGCAAAUCCGUCCGAGAUUGAUUCGAUCGAUCUCGGGCGCGGGCCGUUGCGCCGUGGCGAACGAGUCCGCCCCUGUGAAAAAGAUGCCUUUGCGUGAAGGCUGCAAAGGGUCAAAAUUUCCGCGAAACUGCGAAGAAGAUCCGCGGCGCGGCAGUCUUGCCGUCUUUUCCGGUGUUAUGUUGCAAGGCCGCGGCAUCUCCAGAGCAGUUGCGGAGUGAUCUACAGAGCAGGCCCAGAGCGCUCCUCGCGCUUUUGAUGUCUCGGGUGGAUGUCCUGCAGAGCACGCCCAGGCCGAUUGCUAAGACUGGGCACGUGAAUACUGUCGGCCGGUCCGACGGAGGGGGGCCGGAAUGGGCGGCCGGCGCUUCGGGCAGUUCUUCGGGAUUUGGGCGCGGCCAGUGAGCACGCAGCGAACAAAGGGGCGAAGAACUGUGGCGGGCGGAGGGUCCGGCGCAAGAUUGUGCAGGUUUUUGCGGGUAAAGAGUAGGGCUGUGGAAGCCCGGCCGGCCCGGCCGCCGGGCUCAGGAUGUUUGUAGAAGCUUCGCGUGCCGCAGCUGUCGCGUGCGACCUUGGCCGGCGACACCUACCGCACUGCGUUGAUGGUAGGCGGCCCGGUGUGUGCCUUUGCAGGGGCAGGCCGCUGGCCCGGCGCGCUACCUAGCUGGGCACCCAGGGCAAGGCCGCCGAUUGGGGGAUCUUGGGAGGGUUGGGCCCGGUUUUUCUUUCUUCAGGAAAAUCGUAUUGGGGGGAAGAAGCCAGGGCCCCUCUCGGUUUUCCCCAAGGAAACCUGCUUGGCGUGUUUCUUACAAGCGCACAAGCAAAGGUGCGCCGGCGCGCUGGUUUGUAUUUUCGCAGAAAGAAACUAGGAAACACGGCCCGCGCAACAGACGCAGGCCGCGGCGCGUGCUCGGACGGGCGGGCCGCACUGUGUGGGCCGCGCGCUCGCAUGCGCGCCCUGUCAGCCGGCCACCAGCCGUCGCACGGAUUGCCAGCCGGCCACCAGCUUUGCGCGCUGGGCGACCACCUUUGUCCUAACCAGCGCACAACACCCUCCGAGGGGCGCUCCCCGUUUUUCCGAACCGUGGCGCCAUCGUGUCACGCGUGUGACGCGAGCGGCAUGCGCUUCAGUUUUGCAGCGUGGUGGCGUAGGGCGCGCGCCCCGGGGGUUCGCCGGGUCUGUGGUUUUGGGUCUAUAUCUAUUGCCCGCGCCCAAUCUUCGCGCCGGCCGGCGGUCCGCCAACCCAAUGUAGGUCGUCCAGGACGGCGCAGACAAUUCCCGUGGCCCGUCAUUCCGUUGCUAUGGCGUGCCCAUCGUGUCGCGCAUCAGUGAUGUGCGACGUAUAAAAGCGACCACGGCGAUGACUCCGAUGCGCGGCGAUAUAUGCAAAGUCGGGACAUUUCUGAGCAGAUUCCUGGAGCAUUCCUGAGGCAUUUCCAGACCCCCUCUGAUCACGGGCGGUCCGUGCGUAAAGCAGCCGAAACGGGUCAGGACAGACAGUGCCGAUCACGCGAUGUCGGAUGGUGUUGCUGCUGUAGCUGCCGCAUCGUCUUCAGCCAGUUCCUCGACUGCCGUGCCUGGCAGUGCGGCAGGAGGAAGCUCUAGCUUAUCCUCCUCUACUGCCGGAAGGGGCACUGCUGCAAUAAAUGCUGGGCACGAUACUACUCCGCUUGGUGGUGCUGGAGCAGCAAAUGCAAAUCCGCCUGCUGUGUUUCUGGAAGGUGCACCAGCUGGUGGAGCAACGACAUCAUUCCAGAUGAAUCUCUCGUCCGGCCCGCCCUCAGAAAACGGGUCCGCAUUUGAGUCGGCGGCGGAGGUGCAGAGCAACGCAAGUUUUACGUCUGCGGUCGAUUCUGUGGUUGGGGUGGUCGUACCGCCUGGUGGAGCAACUACUACGGCAUCGGCUCUACUAUCCCGCGCACCUCCAGAAGGGGCGCAACUCCCGCCGAUGCUGCCGACGUCUGUAUCCGGAGCGAGUAUUUCGUCGCUCGAGACGCCGCUUGUGACCCCGGCCGGUGGAUCGUCAAGCGCGAUGAUGAACCCGCCAGCUGUUGUAGGGGGUUUAGGACAACAAGGCUCGUCUUUCAUGCCCGCAUCGUCUUCGUCGAACGGAAGUACAGCUGCUAGGGCAGCGUUUAUCAAUGUUGCACAGCCUACAACAGCAGGAGCAUCGGCUCCAUCACAAUACAUUAUACAACCAUCGACCACCAUGGGCCUCGGCGCCCCCCCACAUCAAACCCCGCCGCAACUGCAGAUCAUGCAGGGCGUCAUGCAGGGCGCUCCGGGCAGUAGUUUGCUGCAGCAGCAGCCCUCGGGGCACCAGCGGAAAUCCGAAUCGGAGACCAUGCGGAUGUAUCAAGUGUAAAAAUGUCUGGGUCUGGAAACUUGUGAUGCUGGGUGGCGUCUCAUGAUGACGAGGCUACAAAUGCUGGCUCAGCAUGACAAGUUUCUGAGCUCCUAGGUGUUGCCUAUUCUGCAUGACAGACUGCGCUUCUGCAUCACAGAAAAGCGGAGCUCUUGGGUAACGUGCAUGACAGAUUUAAGAGUCAUGCCAGACAAGCAUGACAAACAUGAAUUCUUCCAGACACACACACUUUUACAGUUGAUAGGAUGGUGAUGAAGUCUCUGGCUUCCCACCCCGCCACGAUUCUCGGGUCCGUUCUUGCGGACCAGAUUCGGUUAGACGAAAUCCGGUUGCGGGCCAAGGGACAACACCAGCUGCAGUCCAAGCCGAAAGAGCAACAGACCUUGAUUCCGACGCUGGAACCGAAACGGCUGGAAUUUUUGCGGAAUUUGGCCGAUACGUUGAGAUCGUACUCCAAAAUGAACUCCACGGAUCAACACACGGUUUUUGGCGCGGUGAACGGUCCUCAGGCCGGUGGCUCGUCUUCGCCGUCAAAUCGGAACAGACAAGGAAACAGCGCUGGUGUGACAGCAGCAGCAGCAGCAGCAGCCUCUGGGGCCAGACCAUUGAUGGGAGGAGGUACAACGAGUGCCGGCUCAUCUACUGGUGCAGCUGGUCCUUCCACCACAUCAGCUUCUUCAGCUAUGAUAAUUAGCGAUCCAACCGCCGCGUCUUCUAGCUCAUCGUCGGCCCCCGCGCCGGGCUUUCGCGACCAUCCGAUGGACCCCGUCGUCAAUAAUGUAGGCAGUGCUUCAGUUGCACCAACUACAAUAUUGACCGGCGGAUCCGCGGCCUCGUCCUCCUCAAAAAACCCGAACUCUGAACUUCAAUUUCCUUCCGCAACCGAGCUGCUCUUCCGCAAAAUCAUCUGCACCGCCAUUCCCUGCGACCCGUCUGUCCUGCACGAGUGGAUCACCGUCGCGAGCAUUCACAACGAGCAGCAGAUGCACCCGCAGGCGGUGUACAUUGCGCUCGUGCACACACUGAAGCUGAUUUUCAUGACAUUGGAACGGGAAUUUGAGUUUCUGAAAAUCCCCUAUUUCGCGCCCAAAUUUCAGCGGGAACGGAUCUUCGACAUGAAAGACCUGUACGACGAGAAUCCGAAGAUGAAUGCAGUUGGUGGCGCUGUUGCCGCAGAUCUGCUGAACCAGCGACCCACUCCCAGACCACCGGUUAUGUCCGUCAACCACGGAGCCGCGAGUGGUGGUGCGGCCACGAGCAGCAGUGCUAGUGGUUCUACGAUUUCCGGCACCACAAGUGCUGGUGCGACAGCAGCACAGCUACAAAAUAACCCAGCAGCAGCUUCUGGUGGAGUGCCUGUGCCAGCGCCGUUUAUCAUGAAGUCUAUGUCUUCCGAGUCCAGUAUCGCUUUAGGCGUGACCGAGGACUCCGGGGCGAGCAAUGCCGAGAACGAGUCCAGCAGUUGCGCCGGGGGGGUAAACCGGAGUGUGCUCGGGGGGCCGUUCCAACACCUACAGAUGCAACAGAUAGGGAACAACAGUAGCAGCAGGCCUGGUAUGCAGACCGGGGACGAGAUGCAGGUCGACAGUUGCACGGGGGACGAAGAAAUUAGUGGCGUUAAGAUGAAUCACGGCGCUUCAACUGCUGACAAUAACGGUGCAGACCAUGAUGACGCUGCUCUUGAGAGUUCUUGUAACAAGACGAAUAAAGACUCUACUCGUGCCACUGUGUCCGACUCCUUGAACUCCAUCCUGAAUUCGUCGGAAAUGAGCUUUCUGAACAAAUUCGGCCCGAUCACGCACAGUUUCGAAGAUCAGGAAGAAGAGGAUCUAUUCCAACUUUUCGACGAGGAAGACAAGCACGCAAGGGAGGAGCUGCGGAAGGAGAAAAACGAAUUGCGGCGGUCCGCGGAAUUUUUCGAACUCACCGAGCAAGACACGAAGAAUCUGGUCGGCGUCGCUUUGUUACCCUUUCUGCGGCGAAUCUUGCUGUUGCAGAACGUGCUAGGAGUUCGAGAUACAACGGCAACUACAGGAGAAGAUAGAAGCACAGAGGAAGCAGGGCUGCAAAAGAAAUCUUCUCUCACAAUGAAAAACAACUUUUCCAACUUGACAACCUGGGAGCACGCAUGUUUGCUGGUGGAGAUGAUUUCGGACAAGAAGAUCCAGCUCGACAACCUGCUCCGACUCCACGACAAGCAAAUCGAGAACAACAAGAUUCCCGAUUAUGUGUGGAAAAAGAUGCAGAACGCGCAGGACAAGUGGUUUUCAUCCACGAAAGUGCACUCCCGUGCGUUGAUUGAGUUUUUACCAACUUUGAACCAGAAGGCGUUCGACACGGUGACCAAGCGGGACAUUCCGUAUUUGCGGCCCAAGUUCGCGAAGAACAGCAAAUUCAUCCGGCUCAGCGCCAAACAGGACUACGCGAAUUUGCUGUACCAGAAGGAGUACCGAGAUCAUCAUGGCAGGAAGAACAACACAAGUAACAGCUCUAGUAGUGCAACUUCUUUCCAAAUGCAGCUACAGACCGCUUCACUAAUAUCUUCGCAGUACAAGACAAAAACGACGACACCCUAUUCUGUUCUGCUCCAAAACCGGUGUUUUUUUCUGGAAAUCCACUGUCUCGGGUACGGAAAAACGGAUGUCAGGCAGUGGUCCGAGAGCGACAACAUGAUGCACAAUUCUAUCGGCGCGAUGGCGGCGAGUAGUUCGUGUGCGAGUGCUAACAAUGUCAAUGGCGGAACUAGUAGUGCAGCAGCUUUGCAGUCAGCUACGAUUGGCCGCACUUCCAGCGUCGCCGGCGGGCCGUCGCAGAUUGUGCCGACGACGUGUAACUACAAUCACAACCUCGGGGUGCUGAUCAAACUUCCCUACCUGUACCAGACCCUCUACACCACCUAUAUCAAAAGUAAAAAUGUCUGGGUCUGGAAACUUGUGAUGCUGGGUGGCGUCUCAUGAUGAGCCUACAGAUGCUGGCUCAUCAUGACAAGUUUCUGAGCUCCUAGGUGUUGCCUAUUCCGCAUGACCAACUGCGCUUCUGCAUCACAGAAAAACGGAGCUCGUGGGUAACGUGCAUGACAGAUUCAAGAGUCAUGCCACACAAGCAUGACAAACGUGAAUUCUUCCAGACCCAGACAUUUUUACAGUUGAUAACCUACAUUCACAAGCAAUGCCCGCUGUGCUUCCCGCCAAACUCGAGUAACGUGAACCAGCCGAAAAUAUCGUUCUUGUGCUUGUUGUAUCCUGUGCAAAAGUAUCGUACUCGUACUAAUCGCGGUCAUGCAAGCCAAAUUUCUUUUUCAAGCUAAAUCAGCACGAGAAAUUCCAUUUGUCACGCUGAGCAAAUUUGUAUUGCAAUAGAUACUACGAGUGCGAUACUUUUGCACUGCAUAUGUUGACCGGAAAGCAUUUAUGCUCCGCGAACACGUUCAUGGAGCAGUACGGCGUGGUGCAAGCGGCCGGCGGGUCGGUGAACUGCCCCAACAGCUUCACGAAGCACGCGGGAAAAACGGGGCUGGGAUUGUCGGUGCUGAUCAACCUCCUUUCCGGUCUGGUCCACGUCCAAAAGGACGACCGGAUGUGCGUGUGGGGGGCGAUUUAUUUGGAUGCGUACGGCGAGGAAGAUCGGUACUUGAGCCGGGGAAAACCGCUCUACUUGAGCCAGGCCCGGUUGCAGCAGCUGACGAACGCGAUAGCCAGCCACUCGUUCGAGUCAGACACGAAAUUAAUCUGGAAACAGUUGAACUAG